This is a messenger RNA of Melozone crissalis (California towhee), 1111 nucleotides long. RefSeq names its product probable 2-ketogluconate reductase. Gene Ontology annotation, cellular component: cytosol. The record is from RefSeq and is a predicted model, not a curated record. Lineage: Eukaryota; Metazoa; Chordata; Aves; Passeriformes; Passerellidae. The transcript is spliced from 5 exons. Gene Ontology annotation, molecular function: glyoxylate reductase (NADPH) activity; hydroxypyruvate reductase [NAD(P)H] activity; NAD binding. Bases 1 to 984 code for a protein of 327 amino acids.
AUGGAGAGUCAGGAACUGCCUUAUGUGCUAGUUGACUGUAUAGGAGGGAGACUUGGAGUAUAUGAAGACCAUCUUGGAUUUCUGAAGAAACGUUUUCAUCUCAUCACCAUGAAAGAAUAUCUUGAAAACAAGACACUUCUCAGCAAAAAGAUCAGAGCUAUCUAUGUGUGGUAUCACAAACCAGCUAUUAAUGAAGAUCUGCUCCAAAGCCUGCCUAACUUGAAGGUAGUUGCAAGUGCUGGAGUGGGAAUAGAUCACUUGGAUCUGAAACUCCUCUCCAGCUAUGGUGUGAAGGUGUCCAAUACUCCAUUUAUUGUUUCCACUGACACUGCAGACAUGGGGAUGGCUUUGAUGCUGGCAUCUUCCAGGAGACUUGUGGAAGGCCAUGAGAUGGCAGUCUCCCCUGACACAGAGUAUUUCCCCGUUGACUGGCUGGGGGUUGAGGUUUCUGGAGCAACCCUGGGAAUCCUGGGAAUGGGCAAAAUUGGUUACAAAGUGGCUGAAAGAGCCAAAGCCUUUGAAAUGAAGAUUUUGUACCACAACAGAAAUCAGAGAAAAAAGGAAGAAGAAAGUGCUGUUGGAGCUAUUUACUGUAAGAAGAUAGAUGAUUUGCUCCAGCAGUCAGAUUUUGUAUUAUUGGCUGCAACCCUAACUCCACAGACACACAAAAUGAUUGGGAAGAGGGAGCUGGAGCUGAUGAAACCCACUGCUACUCUUAUUAAUAUCAGCAGAGGUCUGAUAGUGGAUCAGGAUGCUUUGGUGGAAGCCCUUCAAAACAAAGUUAUUAAGGCAGCUGCUCUGGAUGUGACAUAUCCUGAACCUUUGCCAAGGGAUCACCCCUUGUUAAAGCUGAAGAAUGUUAUAAUAACUCCUCACAUCGGAAGUGCCACCAAGAAGACGCGCUGGGUUAUGAUGGAGGAAAUGGCAGAGAGCAUAGAGGCAGGCCUGGCGGGUCUUCCUAUCCCUCGUGAGGUGCUGCCCUGAGCAGCUUGCAUUUAGGAUUAAUGCCAUCAGUGCAGAAGCAGCAAUUUGAUCACUUUCCAUGUAAUUACUUCGUGUAAUUUCGUGUUAUGCAGAUAAAAUAUAUAAAUCACGGGUUCAAUUUAUUUAA